Harpegnathos saltator (Jerdon's jumping ant) is the source of this 1502-nucleotide messenger RNA. It is a transcript of the gene pyd3, whose product is annotated as beta-ureidopropionase pyd3. The record is from RefSeq and is a predicted model, not a curated record. Lineage: Eukaryota; Metazoa; Arthropoda; Insecta; Hymenoptera; Formicidae. Gene Ontology annotation, molecular function: beta-ureidopropionase activity. Bases 111 to 1217 code for a protein of 368 amino acids. The transcript is spliced from 5 exons.
GUAUGAAUGUAGAGGGGGAUGAUAUCACAUGUUAUAAAAGCUCGUGAUAAUAUAAAUUUCAAGGUUAUCAGUCAAGUCUCAGACCAGCUAUUCAGGAGAUAUUCACCAUCAUGUACGAAUUAACUCUUGAGGAGAUCUUAGAGAAAAAUAUACCAGAAAAAGAGUUAUCUGAAGUAAAGCGUGUUUUAUAUGGACGUAUUUUUGCGCCAUUGGUUAUACCAGAAUGGGAAAAUAAAGAUUUCGAAGUAAAGGGUUAUUUCUUGGAUAGUACAAUUCAAGAACAACUUCGUGAACAACGUUUUGUGCGUGUAGGAUUGGUACAACACUCGAUUGUGUUGCCCACAUCUAAAUCCAUCAUAGAGCAACAAAAUGCUCUCUAUCAAAAAAUUGAAUCCUACAUAAACUAUGCAGCUAGUGCUGAAGUUCAGAUUUUGUGUCUCCAAGAAGCAUGGAAUAUGCCAUUUGCUUUUUGUACGAGGGAAAAAUAUCCAUGGUGCGAGUUUGCAGAGGAUGCUGAGACUGGACCAUCGACAUUAUUCUUGUCUAAAUUUGCCCAGCAACAUAAAAUGGUAAUAUUAUCGCCAAUUUUGGAGCGAGAUUCUGUUAAUGGAGAUACUAUCUGGAAUACUUGCGUGGUAAUUGAUGCGGAUGGCAAAGUCCUUGGAAAACACAGGAAGAAUCAUAUUCCCCGUGUGGGUGAUUUUAAUGAAUCUACUUAUUAUAUGGAGGGUAACACAGGCCAUCCAGUUUUCAAUACUCGUUAUGGACACAUUGCUGUUAAUAUAUGUUAUGGUCGUCAUCAUCCAUUGAAUUGGUUGAUGUUCGGUUUGAAUAGAGCAGAGAUUGUUUUCAAUCCGUCAGCAACAAUUGGAAAUUUGUCCGAGCAUUUGUGGGGGAUUGAAGCUAGAUGUGCUGCAAUAGCAAACAGCUACUACACUUGUGCGAUCAAUCGCGUGGGAACUGAGAUGUUUUCCCAUAAGUUUACAUCUGGCGAUAAAGGCGAAGCUCAUAACGAUUUCGGACCUUUCUAUGGCUCUACUUAUAUCACCGCUCCUGAUGGCUCGCGAACUCCAGGCUUAAGUCGGGAGAAAGAUGGGUUGCUCAUUGGAGAACUGGAUCUCAAUAUGUGUCGGCAGAUGAAAGACAUAUGGGGAUUUAGGGUGAAUAUUCUUAGAAACUUGAAGAAACACACCAGACAAUAUGACACAGAGACUUGAUAUGUAUGCCAAAGAACUUGCUGAACAUGUUGGUCAAUGAAACCUGUUAUUGGCAACGGUUAUAUGUAUUUUAUGCGUAAAAUGUUAAUCAAAAAUGCACUGUGUGCAUAUGACGAGUGCAUUUAUAUAUUUUUGUUUCUUUCGUCUUAAUAGACAAAAUAUGCAGAGAAUAUAUCAUAAAAGAAAGGGAAAUACUUUAUAUUUUUCUAUGUCAAAUAUUUCGUGUGUAUGAUUAUAACAUCAUACAAAGGCUUAUACCAAAAACAAUAAAAAUAUUUUCAUAUA